This is a messenger RNA of Thermochaetoides thermophila DSM 1495, 2670 nucleotides long. RefSeq lists its product as uncharacterized. Gene Ontology annotation, molecular function: protein binding. The record is from RefSeq and is a predicted model, not a curated record. Gene Ontology annotation, cellular component: endosome. The coding region runs from base 1 to 2670 and encodes 889 amino acids. Lineage: Eukaryota; Fungi; Ascomycota; Sordariomycetes; Sordariales; Chaetomiaceae. The transcript has 5 exons.
AUGACAAGUUCCAAUAUCCUGGCGCUUCCGUUCAGGAAGUCGAACCAGGUCUCACUGUCGUCAUCGAUUCGGCAGUACAUCUCCGAGAAAUAUGAGCAACACCCCGAUAUGUUCCGCAAUGAUCUAGAUGCCAUCAAUCAGUUGCGCCGCGAUGCCGUCAACGUUCGCGAAGCCCAUCCCAGUGGUAUCCGGAAGCUCCAGGCCUAUGCCGCUCAGCUGGUCUGGAUCAUGGGCAAAUUCCCAAUUGAUAUUGGUGUCGGCUUUACUUGGUACUCGGCUUUGGGAUACCAUACCGAACACCCUCUUGUCCAGAACAACCUAAAGUACGAGCUGAUGAACAUCCUCUUCAACCUCGCUGCCCUUUACACCCAGCUUGCCAUUUCGUGCAACCGAAAUGACCUCGAAGGCCUCAAAAGUUCCGCCAGUUACUUUUCUCAAGCAGCUGGUGUGCUCUCCCAUAUGAAGAAUGUAGUCUUGCCAGAUCUGCGCAUGGCCAACCCCCCAGAUGAUAUGGACGAACCAACCCUCGAGUCCCUCACGAAUCUUUUCUUAGCCCAAAGUCAAGAAUGCUUCUGGCAGAGGGCUGUAAUUGGCGGUUACAAAGACGCCUCCAUUGCGAAGCUCGCGGCAAGCGUUUCCGAUUUCUACAAGCUAGCUGGAGAGUCUGCUGUCCGUAGCGAGGCCAUAAGUUCGGCUUGGAUUCAUCAUAUGAGCGCCAAGCAUCACCACUUCGCAGCAGCAGCCCAAUACCGUGCCGCUUGUCACUGUCUGGAGAAGAAAAAGUAUGGUGAAGAGGUGGCAAGGUUGUCAGACGCUGUUGCUUGUGUUAAUGCUGGAUUAAAAGAGUGUAGGGUAGGCCAUGUCAGUAGGGCUGUUGUGGAAGACCUUGAAGGUCUGAAGAAGCGAGUAGAGGAGGACCUAAAACGGGCUGAAAGGGACAAUGACGUGAUUUAUCUCCAAAUUGUCCCACCUAGAUCCCAGCUCCAGAUCCUUGAACGUGCUGUCAUGGCUGUUGCCAAGGUUCCUCCUCAGAUCGAAAAGCCGUAUGACUAUCUCGGAGAGAAGGCCGAGUUCGGCCCUGCAUUGUUCUCAAAACUGGUUCCUUUUGCGGUCCACGUUGCCAUCUCAAUUUACGAGGAACGGCGCGAUCGCCUUGUCAACAACAACAUCAUUGCUGAGUUAGAAAGCCUAACGGACAAACUCCAUGAAAUCCUGUCAAUCCUGAACUUACCUGGCUCGCUUCAAGCACUUGAAAAGCCUCUUGGACUCCCAGGCACCCUUGUUCAGCACGCCGAAGAAAUCCGACAAGCAGAUGCUCUCAACCGUCUGCAGCAAGGUAUUGCCGACAUCGAGAAGCUUUGUGCUAGUGACAUUGCUAUCUUUGAGGAGGGCAAAGCUUUGCUGAGAGCAGAAGAGGAGGAGGACCAGGCACUGCGGCGCAAGUAUGGAACGCAGCGCUGGACUCGUCCCGAGUCUCGUGCAGACCCAAGCCAGGAUGGCGGUGCCAAGCUGUGGAAGCAAGCUUCCGAAAUCGAUGGCUACCUCCAGUCGAGCACGUCCAGCGAUGCGAUCGUGCGCGACAAGUUUGCUGCUGUCAAGGAUACUCUGGCCAUCCUUGCUGGUCCGGAUAGGGGCAUCAUGGAUUACAUCCCAAACAGUCGGCAAGCCAUCAUCCCAGAACCCCUCAAACCUGCCAUUGGGAAGUUGCGUGCUGCUUACAACGAUGCCCUGCGCAUGGAAUCUCGACGGAGGAAGCGGGUCGACAGUCUUAAGACUAGGACCAGGUCUGACGACAUCAAGCCAGAUAUCCUGGCAGAAACAGCCCGUCUUGAAAGGACCUAUCCAAACCAGCCUAUUGUCGCUGCGCACUUCGAAGAGUUCUUUAAUAAGCGCCUCGACAAUCUGUAUGAGUCCGAGCUGGAAGCGCUUGAAAAGGAGCGAAGAGACCAAGAUAAGAUUGUCUCUGAGAUCCAGCGCGCCAACAAAGAGUUCGAGGCGCAGAAAAAUAUACUUGGAGAGAAGGGCGACCGUGAGAGGGAGAGGGCUCUGCAGCGUCUGGAUCACGCGUACUAUAAGUACAAGGAGAUUGUCAGCAAUCUCGAGGCGGCGAGGAAGUUCUACAAUGAUCUUGCUCGCAUCGUGGAGCUGUUCCGCACCCAAUGUCGCAACUUUGUGAAUCAGCGGAGGAAAGAAGCACGUGUGUUAGAAGACGAGAUCAACAUGCCGCCACUUGCAUCCCUCACCCUCAACCCUCCACCUACGCAACAACCCCAACCCUCCCUCUCCUCUCCAACAUCAUAUUACACGCAGCCCCAAGUCCAGUCGAUCCGUCCCCAGACUCAACAGCCACCGCAACCGCAACCACAACCUAUUUCUGUGUCAGCGAGACAACCUCAACUUCAGGAAGUUUGCCGCACGACCAGCCCACCUGCUGAGGCGCAGAUCCAAAGCUGGGCCGACAAUGUUCCCCAGCAGCAGCCGCGUCCUGUACCGCCGCCGAUUACACCUUCCAGUCUCCAAGGAGCGUGGACGCCGGAAUUGGGUAUUCGGUUCGCAGGCGGACCUGGGCCCUCUGGAGCUGGUGCUGGGACAGGGCAAGCGCAAGGUCAAGGACAGAGGGCUCCCGUGAGAGGAACUUGGGAUCCUAGUUUGGGUAUCAGGUUUGGUUAG